UAAUCUAGCCACAUAACGCGCACCAAUAAAAAGGUUAGCUGGGAAGAAGAGUUGAGCGUUUUUUAAUCAUGGCGGACGAAAAAGAUGCGCCCGAAGAAACAAUCGCCGAAGAUUUGGUCGUUACUAAAUAUAAAAUGACCGGACAAAUUGUAAAUCGUGUACUCAAGCAAGUCAUCGAUAAGUGCGUCCCUGGAGCUUCUGUUAGGGAAAUAUGUGAAUUUGGCGACAACCUUCUAUUGGAAGAAACCAACAAAAUCUUUAAGAAAGAAAAAGAAUUAAAAAAAGGUAUUGCCUUUCCGACAUGCGUUUCGGUUAACAACUGUAUUUGUCACUUUUCUCCAAUGCCCAGUGAACCAGAUUAUACACUUAAGGAGGAAGAUUUGGCUAAAGUAGAUUUAGGAGCGCAUCUGGACGGAUAUAUUGCAGUUGUAGCACAUACAAUAGUUGUAGGAUCUUCUAGUGGAAGUAAGAUAACUGGAAGAAAAGCCGACGUGGUUUUGGCUGCGCAAUAUGCAUCUCAAGCUGCACUACGAUUGUUGAGGCCCGGAAAUGACACAUAUGCAAUUACCGAUGCAGUUACGAAGGUUGCAAAAUCGUUUAAGUGUAAACCGGUGGAAGGAAUGUUAAGUCACCAAUUGAAACACUUUAAAAUUGACGGUGAGAAAACCAUAAUUCAAAAUCCUAAUGAAGCCCAACGGAAAGAGCACGAAAAGUUUGAAUUUGACAAGCACGAAGUGUAUGCUAUGGAUGUUCUGGUUAGCAGCGGUGAUGGCGUGGGCAAAGAAGGAGCCACUCGUGUGGCAAUCUAUAAAAAAACGGACGAGAUAUAUCAACUCAAGCUAAAGGCAUCGAGAACGUUUUUCAGCGAGGUGCGUCAGAAAUAUGGAUCCAUGCCUUUUAAUUUACGUACCUUCCAAGAAGAAACAAAAGCGAAAUUAGCCGUUGUAGAAUGUGUUAGCCAUAAACUAAUUGAACCUUUUCAAGUUUUAUAUGAAAAGGCGGGAGAAUAUGUGGCACAUUUCAAAUUUACAGCAUUAUUAAUGCCUAACGGUACUCAUCAAAUAACUGGUUUGCCUUUCGACGCAAGUAUGUAUCAAUCCGAGCAUUCGGUUGAUGAUCCCGAAAUGAAAGCAUUGCUUACAAGCUCUGCUAAUCCUAAAGCGGGUAAAAAGAAAAAAAAGAAAUCGGAGAAUGAAAACGCUAUGGAUGUGGAUGUCACAGCUUAAUUUAUUGGCUGUUUCCGUAAAGCUUAUCACUCGGUUAAGUUUCUGUCAAAAUUUUCUAAUAUUUUAUUUGUAACUGUGGCAAUAAAAUCACAUUAAUUUUAUAUAAAAGGAGGAUCAUUUUAAUUUUAACUUUGUGACAAACAGCACCACUAAAAUGAUAUUUUUUGAUAUUUGUAUGUAAAAUAGUAAGUAUUCCACUAUUAUUUUAAAAACGUUGUGCGCACUAACUAAAUUUAAUGAAAUAUUAAAAAUGUUACAUUUUUUCAAUAAACAAAUAAAAUAUUAAAAUAUC
Messenger RNA from Photinus pyralis (common eastern firefly), 1518 nucleotides. RefSeq names its product proliferation-associated protein 2G4. The transcript has 5 exons. Bases 69 to 1226 code for a protein of 385 amino acids. The record is from RefSeq and is a predicted model, not a curated record. NCBI's taxonomy places the organism in Eukaryota, Metazoa, Arthropoda, Insecta, Coleoptera, Lampyridae.